AUGGAGAAUAUAUCACUCCCAGUGCUUUCCUCGGAGAAUGUCCUGGAUUAUUUUCCGGCAAAUCCUAUCAAAGAACCGUUUGCCGAUGCCUGGAACUAUAUGACAAACAACUACACCAAAUUUCAAAUUGCUACUUGGGGUUCCCUUAUAGUUCAUGAGCUUGUAUAUUUUAUGGCCUGCUUGCCAGGCAUCACCUUUCAGUUUUUGCCUUUCAUGCAGCGGUUCAAAAUACAGGCAAACAGACCAGAGACAUUCAAUGGUCAGUGGAAAUGUUUCAAGCUUUUGAUGUUCAACCAUUUUUGUAUACAGUUACCUCUGAUUGCUGGAACAUACGUAUUUACAGAGUAUUUCAACAUACCGUAUGGAUGGGAUGAGAUGCCUGCUUGGUACAACUUAGCACUGAGGGUGUUUGGCUGUGCCGUCAUUGAAGACACCUGGCACUAUUUCAUGCAUGCCGCCCUACAUGAUCGGAGAAUUUACAAACACAUCCACAAAGUACAUCACCACUUCCAGUCACCAUUUGGGAUGACAGCCGAGUAUGCUCACCCAGCUGAGACUCUCAUACUUGGAAUGGGAUUCUUCUGGGGGAUCCUACUCCUGGCCAACCAUGUGGUUCUCCUGUGGGCAUGGGUCAUAGUCCGACUCUUUGAAACCAUUGAUGUUCAUAGCGGAUAUUAUCUCCCUUAUCUGAAUGUAUUUCAUCUGUUUCCCUUUUAUGCAGGGGCCAAGUUUCAUGACUUUCAUCAUUACAACUUCACGGGAAACUACGGCUCAACAUUCACUUGGUGGGACAAACUGUUUGGCACAGACAAGCAGUUCAAAGAAUAUUAUGCAAAGAUCGAUGGCAAGAACAAAAAAUUACACUGA
This is a messenger RNA of Candidula unifasciata, 867 nucleotides long. Lineage: Eukaryota; Metazoa; Mollusca; Gastropoda; Stylommatophora; Geomitridae. The record is from the annotation of a GenBank genome assembly.